GGCGCCUGUUUCCUGCUUUUCAAAUGAGUACCUGUGCUGCCUGUGUGACCCACCUCUGUCGACUGAGUGUGUGUGAUCAGGAUACCGUGUGUGUGUGUUUUUUCCUCUCCCCUCAGCACUCACACACACACACACACACACUCUCUCUCACACACUCCCGUUAUUCCAGAGCGCCGCUUCGACUUUACCUGUCCGGGUUCGCACGCACACCUGAGCGGACUCACCUGAGAGACUUGUCGUCAUUGUCGCCUCAGCGCUGGAAGGGAACGACUGAGAGAAAAAAGAGAGGAAGGAGAGAAGAGAAGAGGAGAUUUAAGCGACGCACGGCUUGCGAGACAAGAAGAAAGGUGCGAGGAGGGAGGGAGGGAGGAGGAGAGGACACCUUCCAUUUUUUUCUUCUUCCAACUUGUGGAGUUUCCUGCUUUGGUCACUUUCGCGUCGCUCCUCUCCGAAACUUCUCCGGACGGACGGACGGACGGGCCGCCAAUUAAACAUGCCGAGGGCCUUUCUGGUGAAGAAGGCGAACGUCUCGCCGGGGAAGCGGAACUGGUCCGAGCUCCCUGAUCAUGAACGAGGGGACGUUUAUAUUCCAGUCUCCAUCUUCCCUCCGUCCGCCCUGAUGAUGGAGGCUGAAGCCAGCCCGGCCGAGACGAUGCCGCUCUGCCUCACCAAACAAUCUCUGUCCGACACGCAAACACACGCCGAGCUGCCGUCCAGCACCAUGCUGGGCCGGCCGCAGAGCCCCGCCGCUUCCCCGGUGGAGAAGACGGAGGUCAGGAGGAGGUCGCAGGGCGGACCGCCGUACAUCCGAUCUAAGAUAAAGGUCACGACAGGCGAGUUGCCAGCUGUUCCUUCUCCUGUUCCUCUCCCCCUUCCUGCCAUUCCCACGCCGCCACCUUUAACUCCUCCCACCGCUGUGAUGACGCUGAUGAGCCCCGCCCCCGUGGAAGUGGUCUCCAUGGUGACCAGAUCAACAGGCCAAAGCCGGAGUUCAUCGCACGGGAUGUCGGUGUUCGUGUGCCAGGUUUGCCAGAAGUCCUUCCACCACCAGCGGAUGUUAAACCGACACGUCAAGUGUCACAGCGAGACCAAGAGACACCUGUGCAACUUCUGCGGCAAAGGCUUCAACGACACCUUCGACCUCAAGAGACACGUCCGCACACACACAGGUGUCCGUCCCUACAAGUGCACCCUCUGCGAGAAGGCGUUCACCCAGCGCUGCUCGCUGGAGUCCCACAUGAAGAAGAUCCACAGCGUCACCCAGAAGUACGCCUACAAGGAGCGACGCAACAAGCUGUACGUGUGCGAGGAGUGCGGCCACACGGCGGGAACUCAGGACGAGCUGCUCAUCCACCUGCACUCGCUCCACCCCAACAGCCACCUGCUGAAGGGGAAGGCUGCGAGGAGGGCGGGAGGUUCGACGCCGGGCUCUCCUCGCGCCGCUGAUAGCGAUGACACGACCGGGUCAUCGGAGCAGUAAAGGAGGAGGAGGAGGAGGAGGAUUCAAACUCAGGGGGGAUGGAUGAAGGAUGGAUGUGUUACCUGAUGGAUGUAAAGGCGAAGUUAAUGUAUAUUAAAGUGUCUGUAUGUGUGUGUGGAUUUGGGGGUUUUUCUGUAUAUAACGCAGGCUUUACAUCAAGUAACGCACCAGAUUAAGGCGAGUGUGACUUUUUGACUACUAAAUGUUUUUUACAUGGGAUAAAAAUGUGGACGAACUCAUUAACUGACAUUUUUUUCUUCAUAUCUACUGCAUGCGUGAAUGUUACCUGUCGGCGACUCUGUACAGCAAAAAGAUGAGUUUUUCUAUGAAAAAAGUACUUUUUGUUCAAUAAAGGGAGUAAUAUAUUAUAUUA
Molecule: messenger RNA, 1853 nt
Organism: Acanthopagrus latus (yellowfin seabream)
Lineage: Eukaryota; Metazoa; Chordata; Actinopteri; Spariformes; Sparidae
Gene: ovol1a
Product: ovo-like zinc finger 1a
Exons: 5
Coding region: 494-1480 (328 amino acids)
Biological process (GO): epidermal cell differentiation; regulation of transcription by RNA polymerase II
Cellular component (GO): nucleus
Molecular function (GO): DNA-binding transcription factor activity, RNA polymerase II-specific; RNA polymerase II cis-regulatory region sequence-specific DNA binding
Source: RefSeq, a predicted model, not a curated record